UGAGGCUUAUUAUUUAUUUGACUUAUUUAUUUACUAUUUUUGAUUCCUCCACAUAAGGCAAAGUGCUUUGAAGAGCUCACCACACACGUUCAUGGUUCUCACUAAAGAAGCCUCAUGUAAGUGUCAUUGGACAACUGAUACCCUGCUACCUUUGUUUGAAAACUGAGAGUUUUUCUUGUGCUGAUUUAACUGCCUGCAAUUUUUGCUGAUGCUCUUGUGACAAAAAGAAUGCUGAUUCUGUCCUUUUUAACCCCUGUGUGAAACUGACUUAAUAGACUGUGCAUUCUCUGACCUUCUCUAAAGAUGUCUGAACCUGACUCUUCAUCUGCAUUCUCGGGAAAUGUGGAGAAUGGAACUUUCCUUGAGCUUUUUCCCACAUCCCUGUCCACAUCGGUGGACCCAUCCUCAGGCCACCUGUCAAAUGUCUACAUCUAUGUGUCAAUAUUCCUCAGCCUUUUAGCCUUCCUGCUUCUGCUUUUAAUCAUUGCCCUCCAGAGGCUCAAAAAUAUCAUCUCCUCCAGUUCCUCCUACCCAGAGUAUCCAAGCGAUGCGGGAAGCUCUUUCACCAACUUGGAAGUCUGCAGCAUUUCCUCGCAAAGGUCCACUUUUUCAAACCUUUCGUCCUGAAGAAAAUGGAGAAGUCCUUCAGUCCUGGAGCUACUUAAGUCUUCCCUGGGGGGAGUGUUGCACGAAGCAGGUGCCUCAUGAGAGAAAUGCCCGUUUUGUCCUUUUCCAUCAAUCAGACCUGUUUCUCCCUCUCCUUCACCCCUGAUAUCUUUUUCUGCUCGUGAUGCUUUUUAUUUGGGAAUGUAGGAGUCGAUGCUGACAGAAAUGCAUGCAAGGUGCAGAAUUUCACAUAAUCCACUUGGCGAAACUGGAGCUGGCUUCCUCUGGGUGGAUCAGGCCACCCUGGUGGACACCUGAGGCAGAACUCACCUGGGGCGGCCGUGCAGUGGAUGCUGGAUCUGGACUCUGCACGUUGUUCUCUUCCGAAACUGUGAAAUCCACUGAGCCAGCAGAAACUGGCAAAAUUAAGACUGAGCUAUGUAGAAGAUAUUUUCCAUAUUUAAAGGAUACAGUAGAAACACCAAACUUUAAAAAAAGAGUCCAUUUAGGCUUCAUGUAUAAUAUCUCUAAAACUGGUUAGCAAAAGUAUGCUGUUUUAUUUCAUUUCACUGUAGCAAGUGAAAAUCAUUUUUAUUGAUGAAUUAAGUCAUAUUUGGAAAAGUUCUGGAAGACUUUAACUUUUAAUGGCAAGAUGAAUAUGUGUUACAAUGCAGUCUGUCAUGUAUUUCUGCCUCUUGAGGGUUUUUUUCCUAUUUAUGUUAUAAUCAUAACACCCCUACAUUUGUGGAAUUCUUUGUGAUAAUUGCUGUUGCUAUUACUAAGAGAGGCACCAGAAGAGAGACCAGGAAGUUUAUUUUAUAUCUAUAAUUUCCAUCAGCAGGAAUCACACAUAUGGAAAAUAUUCAUUUAGUCGUAUUUUAUACAGAGUAAUAAUGCCUAGCAGUCGUGUAAGUAUGCUCCUUUUCUCAGUUUCCUAGUCUUUAUCCGUUUGGUGCAGAAUUGUAUUAAGCUUUCAAAAUGUCAGGUGUUUGUUCAGUCACAUUAGGUUGCAAAACUUAGAAGACUCAAUUGCUAAUAUCCAUGUUACUAUAUACUCCAUGGACGUUAUGUGUCUCUGAUAACGUGUCUCACUGUUAUGUGUUAACACAAUACACUACAUUAGGAUUCCAUGAUGUGGAUUUAUGUUUAAAAACUGUAGACACCAAAGUUGGGUAGCUGCUGGGAGAUGAGUGAUCCUGGACACUACCAGACUGUGGUCAGCCAAGCACAUCUGAACUUGGGGGCUUUGUCCAGAAAAUGAGGCACAUGUGUGAGCACAGAUGUGGAAUAAGGGGCGGGGGAUCGAGCCACCCCUAAAAAACAAACAGGGCAAACAAACUACAGCUUCUUAAGAGUAAGAAUUUUAAUUUGAUCUUUAAAAUAAAUGGUCCACAGCAUAAACACUGAACAUAUUCAGCCUUCAAAGCCCACUGUAUCAUGCUCCUGUCUUCCCAUGACAACCGGAUCCUUCUUGUCCAAAACAUUUACUCAUCUUAAGUGGUGGGGCUUCAACCCACCUUUGGUUUGGUGGCGUGUCAUCUCCAUCCAGUAAUUGAAUGGGAUAAAGAAUCUACCACUUUAACAGGUCAUUCUUUUCCUUCUAAAAUACUGGUAGAGAUGCGUUUGGGCAGUGAGGAUCAGAAGGUUUCUUUCUUUUUUUUUAUCCAUAAGCCUCACUUAAAUGAGACCACACUGAAAGAUUUAUAUAUCAAAAUUCUCCCCAGACACCCAAAGACCUGCAACAGGGCUGCUGCCCUAAAAUGUAUAAUUAGUGAAAAUUUUGCUUCUGCUGUCAUUUUAAAACACAGCAGUGUGUUAGAGUGUUAUUAUGUAGUAUAAAUGCUGGACUAGAAAAAUGCUGCUAUUUUAGACCAUUAUCAGCAUUGUGUGUAUGUGUGUGUGUGUAUGUGUGUGUAUACACAACACAUUCUCAGAAUAUAUAGUAUAUAUAUUCACACAUCCCAGUUGUGUGAAGGCUGCACAGGAGUACAGAGGCAUCUAUAUUAUCACUUUUGCUCUUUGAUUAAUCUUGUGCUAUUUUGGUUACGAAGGAAGAAAGGAUAUGGAUGAAGUGACUUUUAAAAAUAAAGGAGAAAAUGUGCCACACAACAGGCUAAUCUGAGUGUGAUCUGUUCUAAGGGGUAACUUUAUACUCUUUCCCCCGGAAGAGAUCCAAAGACUUCUGAAAGUUAAACUGUUUUUUUUUUAAUCUGCAGGCACACGCCCUCCCCUUCCCCGCUCCCCCAUCACAGUGGGUCCCACUCCCCAGGUUAAGUAGAGUGGUUGGGAGCAACAUUCAAAGAUGUAAAAUAGGAUUUGUCAUUACCAGCUUGUCAAGAUAACAGAUUGGACAACUUGAAUCUGUGUUAAGAAGUUCAGAAAGGUGGGAAGACUGGUUUAUAAAUAAAGGAAUCAAGCCCACUGAAAGCCUGGCUCUUC
Molecule: messenger RNA, 3045 nt
Organism: Vicugna pacos (alpaca)
Lineage: Eukaryota; Metazoa; Chordata; Mammalia; Artiodactyla; Camelidae
Source: RefSeq, a predicted model, not a curated record